This is a messenger RNA of Lingula anatina, 1967 nucleotides long. RefSeq names its product NF-kappa-B inhibitor-like protein 1. Lineage: Eukaryota; Metazoa; Brachiopoda; Lingulata; Lingulida; Lingulidae. Gene Ontology annotation, biological process: negative regulation of canonical NF-kappaB signal transduction. Gene Ontology annotation, molecular function: protein binding. The record is from RefSeq and is a predicted model, not a curated record.
GGCCCCUGCCAGUGUCCUGUUUUACCUCUGGCAGUGUCCCGUGUGACCUCUGGCAGUGUUCCGUGUGGCCUCUGACAGUGUCCUUUACUGUGUGACAGCCAGCCAAAACAGAAAGGCAGCCUUUGUUUGUAAACAGCAAACUCCAUGGCAUAGAUUGUCUCUGUAAAAUGCCAGAUAGGCAGCAUAUUUCUUCUCUGAGCAACUGUGACACGUAGGAUGAUGUCCACUGAUAUCACUAACUCAAUAUCGGCUGGUGUGCAGAAGUUGAAAUUGUCAUGAAAUAAGUUACAUUUGAAAAAAAAAAAAGGACACUGCUUACAGCUUUACAUCAUGUUUUAUUUUGGCAAAUAACAUAAACACCUUUACUGCGCGAGCUCCGUAGUAUCGCUGGUAAGCAUUUUACCCACUAGGAUGCCAAGACAGUCUCUUUCACUGCUGGGAUAACAAGUAAGGCUUGUCUCGUCAACUCAAUUUAAUAAUGUUCUCACCUGCACAGAUCACGUGUGUGAAAAUAUUUGAAUUGAAUAUGUAUCAUAAGAACGAGAAAUAAAUUCCGCACUAAAAGUAUAUCUGAUCCAGUGUCAUACUGUUAUCUGUACACCCCCUCCAUCACAGCCCCUGCCCGGUCAGUCCACACCAUGAGAUGACCACAAAGAGGAACAUCACCAGACUGGUGAGGUACAUAGAGGAGGACAGGGUACACAGGCUGAAGUCUUAUGUGAAGAAACACAGUAACAUAGAUGUCAGCACAAUACGGCUGGACCAUGACAGGACUUUGCUCCACCUGGCUUGCCUGGGGGGCCACGAUGCUUGUAUUAGGUUUUUAUUGAAGAAAGGGGUGGAUCCCUUGCUAUGUGAUGCAGAUGGAAACCUGGGGAUUCACCUUGCUGCUAUUUAUGCCACAAAAACAGGGAAUUCAUAUGUGUAUACAGACCUUGUACUUCCUCUGAUCAAGGCAUGUUCACAUUCACUAGAUGUGGCCAACAACAGAGGCGUCACAGCCAGAGAGCUGUUAGUUGAUGUGAAAACACGGCUAAGACACCAUGUAACCCAGACUGUUCCUGAAGCUCCAGAGGAGACACCGGAGGAAAACUGGACUGACAAGUUGUUUUCAGAGCUGCAGGAUGACUUGGAAGAGAGAUAUGAAUAUGAUUUUUACCAUGAUUCUCACCAACCACGUGAGUCUUAUGAGGAGUGGAGCAGUCGGAUGGCUAAGGAGAAAUUUAGUAAAGAACAGCAUUACCAUGGGGCGGACAGGAAACGAAAAACCAAAGAUGAAGAGGAGAAGGAAAAGGAGAAGCAAAAGAAAUUUCAAAGAAAACUAGAACAAGAACAUGAGGAAUACCUGAAACUAGGUCAGAGAAAAGAAGAAGAGGUGAUACAAGAAAAGAGACAGAAAUAUGAAGAACAGUGCCUGGAAUUCUUCUCUGGAAACUCCAGCAGUCAGAUAAGAUAUCGGGACAUUCCUUGGCCUGAUAAGACAGAUGUGUGGAGAGGGGCGGAGAUAGUGACUGGGGGAGAGAACAGGGGGGAUCCCACCAUCUUCAAGAAGUACCUCAGGGAGCAGAGAGUCAGGUGGCACCCAGACAAAUUUCUACAGAAAUGUGGACACCGGUUAAAGCAGGAUGAGAGGGAGAAAAUCCUGGAGAAAAUUAAAGAAAUUUCCCAGACAUUAAAUAAAUUGUGUGAGGACAUUGAAGCCAAGACAAGCUGAUACCUCAGAUAUGUGUAUAAUGUCUUUUAUGAAUUGAAAUACCUUAAUAAAAUUUUGUCACAUUGAGUCAGAUACAAUUACAAUGUUAUUUCCAUUAUAGAUAUACCAAAAAAACAAUUGCAAGUAGAGACAAGGUAGCUCUGAAAGUUUCAGCACUUCUUCAGGGGUGAGCAAGUUUUACACUACAUACACAGUAUGUAGACAAACUGCCAACAGGAUUUUUUUAAACAAUAAUAAAUGACCUGAACAUGUA